Blastomyces dermatitidis ER-3 is the source of this 1122-nucleotide messenger RNA. RefSeq names its product TAM domain methyltransferase. Bases 1 to 1122 code for a protein of 373 amino acids. The transcript is spliced from 2 exons. Lineage: Eukaryota; Fungi; Ascomycota; Eurotiomycetes; Onygenales; Ajellomycetaceae. The record is from RefSeq and is a predicted model, not a curated record.
AUGGUUGAAGCAGGCUCAUAUUUAAAAAUUAAACCAUCCUUGGAGGCCAAUAUGGAGGUGGAUAUAGGAAAUACAGAGACAUAUUUGGCAGAGAACGAGCCAACGUCACAAAACUACGUUCCCGAACCGGAACCGCAAAAUGGCACCACGAAUGCUAUAGCAAUAGGGUCGGAUACGGGUCACUCACAUUCAUUAUCAUCCUCCAAAUCCCUUUCCGAACACAUAAUCGAAGACAUACUCGAGAAUGAACGCCGCUACUGCAACGAAACCUACUUCAUGCCAAACGACGAAGCCGAACAAACCCGUUUAUCAAUCGAGCACCAAAUCUUCCUAAUAAUCUAUGACGGCCGACUCGCCAAAACCAAGCUACCCCCGACAGUCUCCCGUAUCCUAGACGUCGGCACCGGGACCGGUGACUGGGCACUCGGCAUGGGCGAAAUGUACCCAGACGCCGAGAUCCUCGCCAUCGACAUCUCCGUCUUCGACUCAGACCCCAUCUCCAUCGCGCCGCCCAAUGUCUUCUUCCAAAUCGACGACGCCGAGUGCGGCGAAUGGAACUACCACCACCCCUUCGAUUUCAUCCACAUCCGCGGCCUCUCGGGCGCCAUCGCAGACUGGCCAUCCCUGUAUAGCCAGGCCUUCAAGAACCUGGAACCAGAUGGCCACAUCGAAGUCGCCGAUGUAGAUUACACCUCCGGCCUGCUGAACGCGCGCAACGCGCCGGCCAACUCGUAUCUGAGCAUAUUUUUAUCCGCCAUCCGCUCAGCGGCUGAUGUGGCGGGGUACCCGCGCGACCUGUCACAUUUGCGUAUGACUGCGUUGGUGGCUGCGGGGUUUGAGCAGGUCCGGACAUAUGAUAUUCGGGUACCGAUUGGGACAUGGUGCAAUGAUGAUGCGAGGGGGAAUACGCUGGGGAAAAUGGUGUUGAUUGUGUUGUUGGAAGGGCUGGAGGCAGCGAGUAUGCGCUCAUUGACCAAAUAUGUUGGAUGGACGCCAGAGCAGGUGAGAGAUUUAUGUGAUAAGGUGAAGAUGGAGAUUGUUAUGGGAGCGGCGGAGGGGGCGGUGGGGGUUGUGAAGGUGGUUACGGGGAGAAAACCGGGUAUCGACUCGGCGCUUGACUAA